CAUAUCGCAGAAUUCGUAUUGCACUUAUUGAUCACAAACUAGAUAACGAUAUCAUAACGUGCAAGUCUAUCUCUCUUAUCGCUGCAGACGGGUUUAGGAUAGGCACUGGGUACUUUAGCAGCGACACGAGCGUUCACAGGCCAGUUCAUACACGGGCAUCAUUAGCGAAGGAAACUUGAGUAACUGAGAGCAACAUGGACAGGCUGUUGUACGCGAGGACGGGGCCGCACCCGAGGACGCUGUGGCUGCCCCGCCCCGGCCGCCGCCUCGCGAGGAGCCCUCGGCCUUACCGCCGCUUCUGCAGGGUCGUCCGCACAGUGCACGUGGAGGACGCGGUGGAUAUCUGCGUGCGGCGAAGCAUGCCUCCGCGACCCGUGACGUCUUGUUCCAGGAUCAGGCAAAGCAUAUUAAGGCAUGACCAUCCCUGUCGCGAUCUUCAGGUGCUGUGGUUCGGUGUUCGGAGCGACCAGGACGACCAAACCAUGCACGACUGGUACGGAAAUGUCGAAUUUUCUUUCCUCCCGGACGUCUUCCUCAACCACUUCAGGUUCUGCUUCUUGGUGGAGAUGGUGACGGCACCGACGCACACAAUGACGCGGCUCCUCAUCACGAACAACGACUACGCGGGCGCGCUGGACCCUUACUCCCCAUACCGAGCAGGAGGCCCCUGGUACGUCGACGCCCGAGGAGAACACUUUGCGCUGGAGAACUGCGCGCGUUUCAACGACGAAGGCGUCAACAGACACCCUCAUGAGUUAGAGUUCAUGGUCGAAAUGACACCUUUUGGCCAGCAGCAAAUUCUGAAGGAAGCUGAGAUUUCCUUCAGGAAUCAUGAAGCUGCAGCAGACCUCAGCAAGCCUAGAGCAUGUCAUCGUUUCCAGCGUUUUCACGGUGGGUACCAAGGAUGCCCCUGGGCCGUCUCUGCCGCGGUUGCAUCGCAGAUCUUUUUCUCCAAACACCGAAUGGCGGCGGACAGCCACCCGGACAUCGCUUCGCCCAGGCUCUCAGUUCUUGCAGACAACUUCCGCCAGUGCUACCUGAUGGCAGAACAAAGCAAAAUGUAUCCUUGGCUGGUCGUGCCCCCACAGCCUGGCCUGCAGCAGAUGCUGAGCACCUUGUCUCCUGUCAACCUGAACGCCGUCGAAGAGAAACUCUGGAGCGCCAGCACGGCAAAGGUUCUCCUCCAGGUCGGGGGUCAGUUCCAUGUCGUGGAUCAAAAUGAGUUGUUCGCCAAAUCUUCGCUGUUCACGGGCUCCUUGGCGAGGCACUUGACUUGGAGAUGCAUCACCUGGGACGUAAUUGGCCAUAUCUAUAGUUCGUGGGUUUUGACUCAUGAAGUCUGCGUGCCCUUCGACCUGGCCACUUGUAAUGGAUAUCCAGGAGAGACAGCAGAAUGCAGUUCUACUGAGACGCAAGAUAAGUCCAUUAUUCAGCGUGACUUAAAUUGCAUUCGGGAGCAAGCCUAUUCUGAACGCCGCACUAGGGAUAUCUACCACCCAUUGUCUGACCAGGAUCUGACCGUGAGCCAACAGCAACCCAACCACUAUCGGAAUGCGAGUCAACCGCACGCAGGCCACCACCCAAAUCUGAACCAAGCACAUAGUGACUGUCAGCAAACAGGAAUCCUGCGUAAUCUUGGCCUUCAGCAAAAUAUCAGUUGCUCGUACCCUGAAAACCCUCACACACCUCCUGUCUCUUGCCAUCAGAGUGCCAAGCAACAUCACGAUUACCAUCAGAAUACCAGUUGCCACCAGGACAAGGCGAGAGCACACACCAAACAAGAACAGAAUACUGGCCAACGUCGCCGUGGUCGUGACAAGCGAGCAGAUUCAAGCCAACGACCGCCUAGCAACCGCGCAUCCCGCGGUCUCUCUCAGAACCGCAACCAAGCACACACUGCCGCUAACAUCAUUGUCAACCAACCGCACGAUGCACGCGUUUUGAAGGGCAAGCAUGUGCAUGGCGGCUCCAACAAUCGCGAUCAGAAUAAUAACCAAAUAUGUCCUGAUCCCCAUGAUAAGACAGUCAAUCAUCCACAGCCGAACGGUCAACAAAAAGGCCAGCAGGUACGGCCUCCUCCUCACCCCUGUCAGAAUGGUAGAUGCAACCAAGGAAGCGGGCCAGCACCAUCCUGGGCCCAAAUCUUGAAGACACCAAAGACGACCAAGAGAAGGAAGCCCCAAGUGACAGUCAAACAAGUUCAGGAAGUCGUUUACCACACGACGUUAAGCCGCAGUUACACCAAGGCCUUCAACCUCACCCUUGGUCACGAUGUCACGCUGACUCAGAGGGAAGUAGUACGCCAUACGGAGCCUGAGUCACCUCCCCAGAGAUCGACUUACCAGCGCAUUGUCUUUCGCAACUCCCCGGCAAGACACGGCUCUAGUCGGCUCUUCAUGUAUGUUACGAAUUUGCAUCCUGACUACGAGAAACAAGAAUUUGAAGAACUGAUACUGAGUAACUUCCCUCAGGUCAAGCAAAUUGAUGCAAGGAAGUGCAAGAUGAGACACGACUUCUAUUGUAGUUUCACAGCCGUAAUAAAAGGCGACUGUCUUUUCGAAGAAGACCUCAUGGACGUCAGCGUCUUCCCACCCCCAAUUCGCGUUAACAUAGAGCAGUGGAAACCUGGGUAUCGGAAAUCCCAAAGUUACAUAGGAUUCUAAAGCAGACAUCAAUGAAAAAAAUAAUAUGGACAAUUACACAAACGCAUUAGUAACGAAGUGUACAAAGAGGGUAAGAAAUAAUCAAAGAAACCAUAAUGAGCAAAGUAAAGAUUAUCUAUAACAAAUUUAUGUAUGUCGUGUUAAACUUACUCUCAUCGACUAAUUGCCAGCUAUACAUAACUGGUGCUGAAGAUGAUGGCGUAAACACAAAAAAGAGUAAGGGAGGUGUGCGUGGGUAUUAUAUACAUAAAUCUGUACUAUAUAUGUGUGUACAUGCAUAUAUAGAGAAAGAUAGGCACAGAUGCGUUUCAAUAUGAAAUGCAGCGUUCAACAAGGAACAGAUCUCGUACCAUUACUCUCAAAGUAAGGGUUAUGAUUGACCUGACUUCCUUGUGCAUUCGAAUAUAAUAGAGAUAUAAAACUUUUGCCAACGCUAAACAAAAAGAAUACGUUUUUGAAAUUAAAAUUUGGCCCACAAGCAGGAAUGAUAUGAAAAUGAUUAUUCACUUACGUAAACAGGUAUGACCAUAACACGGCUAAUGCAAGAUAUAGAUAAGAAACUUAUACAGUGUACGAUAAAUGUAGCUUUAUCAGUCUCACAUAAGCAUCAGAAACCUCAGAUGAUUAAUUUCUUAGCUUAGAAGGAGAAACAAAUAUCAUCAGUAGCAGAAAAAUAGAAGAAAGAGAGACAAAGAUAUGUACAUAAGGAAAACUGAGUGAAAAUAUGAUAAUAAAUAUUACAUAUAAAAAAAUAAUAAGUAAAAAAAAUGACAAUGAUGAAAUAUAUAUAAUCAAGCUCUAACUAUACGAUAUAAUACAUAUACUAAUGGCCUGAAAAAGGAUCUCACCUGGUUUCUAUUAACAGUGAUUUGUAUUUGUAUUUCACUGUAAUACCAGCAUAUUAUAUGUUUCUUUUUAUAA
This is a messenger RNA of Penaeus monodon (black tiger shrimp), 3584 nucleotides long. RefSeq lists its product as uncharacterized. The transcript has 2 exons. Lineage: Eukaryota; Metazoa; Arthropoda; Malacostraca; Decapoda; Penaeidae. Bases 195 to 2663 code for a protein of 822 amino acids. The record is from RefSeq and is a predicted model, not a curated record.